AGUGUCCCUUUAACACAUAAUACUAUGAAGUCUAAGUUCUCACUCUGUCCAGAUCUCCCAGCACCAUGUUCCUCUUGCUGCUCCUCCUGGGUCUAGUGGCUACCCCAUGGGAGGUGGAGGGCAGGGCCGCACUGAAUGAAGAUGUCAAUGUGCUGGUCUAUGGGACGGUGCAACUGGGACAGGCGGUGGGGAACACCUACAGUUCCACCGCUGAAAAACUACAAAGGGUCGAGGAUAGGCGAAGCCGGCAAGAAAAGAAUCUGGAAAAGCUGCAGGAGGAGGUUGCCAGAGCCAGGCAGGAGGAAAGGAGGCUAGCGGCAGAAGUUGAAAGGCUGCAGAGCGAGGAGGAGGAGAUCCGGUCUCUCUCCAGUGUGAUAAUGUUAGAGCUCCGAGAUUUACAGAAAGGAUACGAAGAACUAAAAACGAGGGUUCGUAGCCUGGAAAAUGUAUUACCAGAUGCCCUGGCCCUUAAGGCUCAAGUGGAACGACAACACCUGACACUACAGGUGGUAGCUGAAGCAGUGAAUCAGCAGCAGGAACAGAUAGCAAAUCAAAGAAUACAGCUAAAUCACAUCCUGAAAAAGGCUUCUAUUACAGAUUGAAACUAACAAGCUGGCUGCAAAGACUCGCUAUCAGUUUUUUUCCUGCAUUCUCAACCUUUUCCUCGGUGCCCUGACAGAAGACUGGAAUAAAAGAAGGGGACUGGAGUUUGGGAUUACAAGGUAGAGUUCCAGAAGUGGAAACAUUCCAUAGGUCUGCAUGCUGAUUGUACGGCUCAUACGACGAUGCCCUAUAACAGACUUUUACCCAGAAUGCCAGUUGUGUUCUCUCCCAUGAUGUGGCACAGAACACGUACAAG
This is a messenger RNA of Pelobates fuscus (common spadefoot toad), 859 nucleotides long. RefSeq names its product angiopoietin-related protein 3-like. Bases 66 to 602 code for a protein of 178 amino acids. The transcript has 4 exons. The record is from RefSeq and is a predicted model, not a curated record. Lineage: Eukaryota; Metazoa; Chordata; Amphibia; Anura; Pelobatidae. Gene Ontology annotation, biological process: triglyceride homeostasis; regulation of lipid metabolic process.